ACGAGAAUUUUAUAUAUUAGAAGAAGAUAAGAGGCAGAGCAGAAGGCAGAAAAAUGGAAAAUCAUAGCAUCAUAGCCACAGAGGAGGCCCACCCCAGACCCCACCACACAGCUGAGCAGACACAGCCAGCAUGCGAUAUUGACAAAAUCACAGAAAAUGUCAGAUAUAGUUGUCUAUUGAAUUGCAAGAGUUAACUCUUUUCGAGAAUUAAUUUUAAGUAAGUUAACUGCCACUUCUUUGUUAAUAAAUUCAGUUGAGCAUUGUCACUCAGUUUUUUGUUGGAAAUUUGAUUUUACUCCCAAGAAAAAGUUUUUCCAACCACCAAAAUGGCUGAAACAGUGGAGUUUCGUACCGAAGAAAUGAUUCCUGAACUGGAAGCUAUGCUGGUUCUUCUUUUUGACAAGGAUGAAGUUCAGUCUCUUCAAAAUAUGAGGAAAGAUUAUGAGUAUAAGAUCAUAAGGACUACAAAGCGCAAAGAUGACUUUAUAAAAUACAUCAAUUUUGAAACUCAGUUUCUCAGAAUGUUAAAACUCAGAUAUAAGAAAAGAGGAAUUCAGAAGAAUGCUAAGCUGUCCAACAUUGAGUAUGCCAUUGGAAGAAGGUUGCAUCGGCUGUUUAUGCUUGCAAUUCGAUCCUUUCCAAAAGAUCUUCGUCUCUGGAUGGCAUAUGUCAAAUUUUGUCAAAAAAUGAGAUUCAGCUCAGCAGCCAGUCGUGUACUGGAACAAAUGUUGGACCAGCACGGACAUUCCAAGCCCGAACUGUAUAAACUGGCCGCCAAAAUUGAACUUGAUGAUUGUAAUGAUAUUGAGAAGGCCAGAAAAUAUCUCCUUAUGGGAAUUCAUGUGCACAAAGAUAACAAAUCACUGCUAACAGAAGCCUUUAGGCUAGAGCUUAUUGAUGCUGAGAGGAAACGAAAAGAACUGGAAGAUAAAAACAUGGCUUUGGAUCUUACAAAUGUACAUUUGAGUGCCAAGAAAGCUGAAAGCAUUUAUGACAGUGCAAUCAAGAAAUUGAAUGAUGUGGAGUUGAUGAACGAUCUGAUGAACAUCUGUGCAGAAUACAGCUUUGCCCAACCUCUUCAGAACAGAAUCUCCCAAGACUUGUUUGAGCACGACACUAAUGAGAGAAUGUGGGAUAUAAUUGCUACAAGAGAACUGAAUCACUCUGAUGGAAAGCUUACACCCAAAGCCAAAAUACAGAAAUGUGUCACCUUGUACGAGACAGCUGUCAUGAGGCUGAACACUGGCAAGAUGUGGGCCUACUACCUGGACGCUCUAAUAGAGUUGGGCAAAGAUACCUUCGUACUGCCCAACUACAAGCGCAAACUGCUGCAGUCCGCCUUACAAAAGGCUGCUACUGCUGGCAAACUGACGGAAAAAUACUACCUCGUGUGGGUGAGUCAUUUACAAAUGCCAGAGAAGCACAAGAAGCUCGUGGAAGUGCUGCAGGGAGCUGUGAAGAAGCUGCCAGAAUCAGUGACAUUGUGGCAUACCCUACUGAAGGUGCAUCUGACCAAGGGGGAGGAGAAGCAGGCCAAUCAGGUGUUUGAGCAAGGUGUGGCUGCUUUGACCAAAAACUCUCUACCUCUUUGGCAACUCAUGCUGCAGUUUGAACAGACUAAGAGGAACAAUAAGGUUGAAGAGUUGUUCAAGAAAAGUUGGACCCAGUGCCGAGAGAUAUCUCAGCCUCUUAAGCCCAUGUACCUGGAGUGGCUAGUAUUGACCCAAGGCAUUGUGGUCGCUCGCAAGACUUACGACAACUUGUGUGAGAACUCUGCCCCAUGUCUAGAGAUGCACAAGAAGAUGAUCUACCUGGAGUCCAUCCAGCCGUCCAUGAGCAUGAAGCGAAUCCGUCAUUGCCAUACAAUCGCAUGUGCACAGUUCGGUGAUCUAGAUGUCAAUGUAUGGAUGGACCACUGCAAGUUUGAGAUCAACUCUGGUGAUACGGAGAGGCUGAGUGAGAUAUACUGGAGAGCUCGUAAAAACCUGUCUCCGCAGCAGUUUGAAACAUUCCUCUCAGAACUGACGAUCAUAUCCGCACAGACCCCCUACGGGCUUAAAGAUGGAAAGUUUAAAUGAAAGGAUUGGUUAACAAACGUUUUAUAAUGUAUGAUUGGUUUAUGUUAAACUAUCAUUUACUUUUGUUGAUGUAUUGUAUUCAAAUUUGUUGGUAAAUGUUACUACCAAUAACCUUGUAAAAUUAACUUAUGCAGGUUUAAAUUACUUGGUUACUGUCAAAACGAUCUCGGAUAGUUGUGACAAUAACCAGGUAAUUAAAACUUUCAUUAGUUAAUUCAAACAGUCCAUAGGGUAAUCCAUCGUGUAAUUACAAAAUUAAGUGGAAAAUUUUAUUAUUUCAGUUGUCAACAGUUAUUCACCACCUAUUAAUAUGUGGUGAUAAUAUUACUAAUUUCCUUAGUGCAGUAAAAGGAGAGCUGUAAUUAUAAAAUAUCUAAUGGUUUGAUUUUUGUUCAUCUUAUCUAUUGAUUUUAAUAGUUAUAAAAAUAAGUUAAAGUGUUAUUUAUCAGUCUUCUUCAGGUUUUACUUAGUUUGACAGUUUUGAUAGUCAUAUAAAUGUCAGUAAUAGUAUUAUUUGUAUAUCCUCAAGAAAUUCCUCAUUCAUUAAUUUUUGCUUUGUUUAAUUGUAUGUUAAAGGUUUUUUAACAUUCAUACAGUAAAUUUCCUUUCAAAAUAAUUAUUCA
Messenger RNA from Macrosteles quadrilineatus (aster leafhopper), 2701 nucleotides. Its product is annotated as U3 small nucleolar RNA-associated protein 6 homolog. Gene Ontology annotation, cellular component: Pwp2p-containing subcomplex of 90S preribosome; small-subunit processome. The coding region runs from base 327 to 2078 and encodes 583 amino acids. The record is from RefSeq and is a predicted model, not a curated record. Gene Ontology annotation, biological process: maturation of SSU-rRNA from tricistronic rRNA transcript (SSU-rRNA, 5.8S rRNA, LSU-rRNA). Gene Ontology annotation, molecular function: snoRNA binding; protein binding. NCBI's taxonomy places the organism in Eukaryota, Metazoa, Arthropoda, Insecta, Hemiptera, Cicadellidae. The transcript has 11 exons.